Parascedosporium putredinis is the source of this 975-nucleotide messenger RNA. NCBI's taxonomy places the organism in Eukaryota, Fungi, Ascomycota, Sordariomycetes, Microascales, Microascaceae. The record is from the annotation of a GenBank genome assembly.
AUGUCCAAUAUAGGGAUUUUCAACAUGGCAUUACCGCCCGAGACGGCUCCGCAUCUCAAAAUGGAAUCUGGACCGGUGCAGGCCCUACGAGAGCACUUGAUGCGAUCUCUUUCGCUCCGCGUCUUGAACGUCCCCCAGCCUCCCAAGGUUGGCUCGGUAUCAGAAGACGAGGUUGAUACUAGAAUUGCCGUCCUCUUCUCGGGUGGGCUAGAUUGCACCGUCCUCGCCCGCUUGGCGAGCGAGCUGCUGCCUCUAGAGCAAGGCGUUGACCUCCUCAAUGUGGCCUUUGAGAACCCUCGCCUAGCCGCGAGACUCGACCCUUCGAGCGACCCUUUGGCCAUUUACGAAGCAUGCCCUGACCGCAUUACAGGGAGAAGAUCUUUCAAGGAACUACUCACCUGCUGCCCGGGGAGGCGGUGGCGAUUUAUUGCAGUUAAUGUACCGUACUCGGAGACCCAAGGUCACCGGAGCGAGAUCGUGUCGCUCAUGCAUCCUCACAACACUGAAAUGGAUCUGUCGAUCGCAUAUGCUUUAUAUUUUGCGGCGAGGGGCGCUGGGAUUGGUCAGAUCGACCCUGAAACGCCCAGCGGCUGCCAACAUGUUUCGACGCCGGCUAGGGUGCUGCUCUCGGGGUUGGGCGCCGACGAACUUUUGGCGGAUACGUGCGGCAUGCCACCGCCUUUGGGCGUAGGGGCUACGAAGGCCUACUCGAGGAGCUCAAGCUGGACGUCGGCAGGCUCGUGGGCUAUCGAAGCUCCCGCUUGGGAAAAGUGCGACUUUGCCACCACGGCAGCGACAACAGCCGGGGAGGGCAUCGAGCUUGAUCCGGAGAAGAGGGUCUUGCGCCUCCUCGCCGCCCAACUAGGCAUGAGGAACGUGGCGGGAGAGAAGAAGAGAGCGAUUCAAUUUGGGUCCAGAACCGCCAAGAUGGAGAGUGGAAAGAUCAAAGGUACGCAUAUCAUUACCGGACCAUAG